AUGGCGUUUCCGUUGCAUAUUCAAAACGUCGACGAGGAUCUUGCUCAGGAACUGAUGGAGCAUUACACGGGAGAACUAACAGGUUUUGUACGAGUUGGACCGAGUGGUUAUUUUUUACCUCAUAAAUACAAAGAACAAGCCAAAGACAUUUAUAAUAUGCCGAUACGAUCAGAUGAUACUUUUGUUGUUACCUAUCCUAGAUCAGGGACUACUUGGACCCAAGAACUGAUAUGGCUAUUAAAGAACAAUCUAGAUUUUGACACCGCAAAGAAAACGCCUCUAGGAAACAGAUUUCCUUAUUUAGAGUUUUCUGUUCUGGUUCAUCCAGUGUAUGAGAAAUUCAUGAUAGAAGAAAAUAAAGAAAGUCCAGCACGGUUAAGUAGCGUGCAAGCAGCACUCCUCCCGAGCGCGCAAAAGGCCGCCAACAUUCCGUCGCCUCGCUUCAUCAAAAGCCAUUUGCCGCUGUCGUUACUUCCUCCUGGGUUACUGGACACCGCGAAAGUCGUUUAUGUAGCUAGAGAUCCAAGAGAUGCUGCGGUAUCACAUUACCAUCUCAGCAGACUGUAUAGAAUUCAAGGGGCACCAAAGGAUUUUAAAACGUACUGGAAUUAUCUUAUUCGUGGAUUACAUCACUUCGCACCAAUACUAGAUCACAUCAAGGAAGCCUGGAAAUUAAGAGAGCAUCCAAACCUUCUUUUCAUAUUUUAUGAAGAUUUAUCAAAGGACUUGCCUGCAACUAUUCGUCGUGUAGCCAAAUUCUUAGGGAAACAACUAACAAAAGAUCAGAUCCUGAAACUAUGUGAUCAUCUCAGCUUCAACAAUUUUAAGGAUAACUCCGCCGUGAAUGAGAUGCUUUUGGGAAAAAUCGACUUCCUCGUAAAAGGAGAAGCACCGUUUAUUCGAAAAGGUAAAGUUGGUGGCUGGAGGGAUUACUUUGAUGCGGAAAUGAUGGAGCAAGCGGACCGUUGGUUGCUACAAAAUCUAGCCGACUCUGACCUCAGAUUCCCCUCGUGGGACCUUUCUUACAAGACUCCAAGUAAAGGAAUAAAUGCAAUCAACGUUGAGUAUAUUCGAGCUAAACAAGGACGCGAUUAA
This is a messenger RNA of Leptosia nina, 1095 nucleotides long. NCBI's taxonomy places the organism in Eukaryota, Metazoa, Arthropoda, Insecta, Lepidoptera, Pieridae. The record is from the annotation of a GenBank genome assembly.